AUGAUAGGGAUGUUAAAGGUCCAGUUUAGUCCGAUUCCGUCCGAAAAACUAGACGGGACUACCAAAGAAUUGGACUGGACAGUACUGCAGGUCACUAAACUUCAUAAACUUAGUAUGGACUUUGCAUCACAUGAUAGUCGCGGACUGGUGCUCUUGUUUUACUUAUAUCACGUGGAAAAUUCGGAUGGACAUGCUUUUUGA
Messenger RNA from Ambispora gerdemannii, 201 nucleotides. The record is from the annotation of a GenBank genome assembly. NCBI's taxonomy places the organism in Eukaryota, Fungi, Glomeromycota, Glomeromycetes, Archaeosporales, Ambisporaceae.